Molecule: messenger RNA, 6135 nt
Organism: Ooceraea biroi (clonal raider ant)
Lineage: Eukaryota; Metazoa; Arthropoda; Insecta; Hymenoptera; Formicidae
Biological process (GO): sensory perception of smell; detection of chemical stimulus involved in sensory perception of smell
Cellular component (GO): plasma membrane
Molecular function (GO): odorant binding; olfactory receptor activity
Source: RefSeq, a predicted model, not a curated record
ACAUACAUACUAACAUAAGUAUUACAAUAAUUUUAAUGGAUACAAUAAGUAGUUGAAGACAAUUUUUAUAAAUAUUUAAUAAUUACUGUCAAUACAAAGGAGAAUUCUUCUUUCAGCUUAUUACUUCAGCUGUAUCAUAUUUUACUCUUCUGCAUGUUAUGUGUUCAUGAUUACGAAGUAAUGAUGAAAUAGUGAAAAAGCUUUAUUAAGAGCAACGCUUAUUUGCGUAAAAAUCUUUGCUCUUACAAAGAUAAAUAAUGAAAGCUUAGUAAAAAUGUAGUCACCUAUGUAAUACGAUGUACAUCAUAAAUAAGUGCAUAUUGACAUAUUGACAUCAUCGUACAUAUUGACUAUUUUGGGCAUUAUUUCAUUAAAUUUGAUAAUAUAGAUUUUAUAUUAAUUUAUAUAUCAAUUUGUUUUUGGGGGAGGGGGAGAAAUAUUGUUUGGUAAUUAAUAUAUUAUAUUUUAUAAGGUAUUUAUUAUUAAAUGGAUUGUAAUAUAGAUUCGUACCGUUUUUUUUUUUAGUGUUUUCAAUAACGUAUGUAUGUUGUUGUCCGUAUUAUUAACAAUUCUAAAUUUUAGUUUAGAAUCAUUUGUUCUCUCCCUAUUAGUUACUUUUAUAAUAAUUUUAAGAUUGCUCAAUUACCUCUGUACUCUGUAUGGUUAUCUCUCCUAAUAUGUGAAUUAAGGUAAUCAAGGUCCUUGCGUUUCUAGAAAUAUUUUGUGAAGAUUAUAGUAUAUAUAUUAUUUUGUUCUAAAACACAAUAUGAGAGAAAAUACAAAAAUAAUACUAACUUUUUUUAAAGAUUUUUUUAAUGGAAAACGGUGUACAUUUUCGUCAAUUAAAGAAACUUUAACCAUUUCGGAUUUAGCAUACAUUAUGUUAAAAUAUUCACGUAGAUAUUAUGUAUUAUUUAAUGUUCAAGCAUAUUUUUAAUAUAUAACAUAUCAGUAGAAAGAUACAUGCUACAACCGGAUCUUUUUUUCAAAAAAAGUUACGGAUUUAAUUUUUUAAUUUGUCAUUUCUAUUCAAUUAUUGUUUUAUUCUAGUACAGGCAUCAGCUGUUGAAAUAUAUUAUACUUUUCUUUGAUAUAAUUAAUUGAUAUGAUUACAGGCUGACAAUUAGUUUGUAAUUUAUUUCAAGAUCCAAUUAGAUGUAAUGUUUUUAAAAGAUCCCUUGCACAUCGAAUCCAAGUUAUUAAUAUAAUAAUAAAUAAACAUCAACAAGCCUAUAAAUUAUUAGACUUAUGAUGUAAUUAACAUGAAAAUUAAAAAAAAAGCGAAGAUAUAUUAAAAUGCAUUAUGUUUAUCAUGCAUUUAUAUUAAGUUACAAAAUAUUUCAAACUACUUCUUUGGUGUUCUGUUGUAAUUAACUCGACAUGUAUGUAUAUCUCAAUACACCGUUAAUAUGUAUUAUAAAAGUAAAUACGUAUUAUAAACCUCUGCCUCUCACCUCAACAAGAAGCAGAUGAAUGGAAGAUAAAUAAUGACAAGAGAAAUGUCUAAGACAUGCACGUGCACAUGCCGCAUUGUUUCACAUCGAAGUGUACACUUCUGUGGCUCAAGAUCGACUGACGCGUCGAAGGGUAUAGCUGUCUACUGCGCUUGCGCUCAUAUAAGCUAAAGGGUGAAAUAUAUCUACAUAUUUUCUGAAUUCCAGCAAUUUACUUAUUCCGCUAAAUGUUUUUCUUAUAACGCACAUCGAUACUUUCACAUUAUUUUAUGUAUUAGUAGUAGCAUCUAUUUUCCAUCGUAUAAUAAAGAAAAAUUGUGGCAAAUUAGUAAGCAUUUUCUCUUAGCCCGUGGCAACAACAACGCGUAGAUGGUAGAACUUUCAAUAAAAUAAGACAUUUAGCAUAUUUGUCGGAAAUCAGUCGGUUUCUUUCAUUGACAAAGUUGCUCCCCCAGCUGCAAAUGGUAUUUGUCGGCGAACGUUGUUUUAUAUUUCAUCGAAUUCUGCUCGUGGCUAUGGGAUUAUGGCCGUAUCAGAAACCAUUCAUCUGGCGAAUACAAGCCGUUUUCUUCUUUAGUACAUACUGCUGCACCUUAUUUUUUCAGUUAUUGACGUUUGUAACAACGGCGUGUAACACGGAUUGUACUCUAAAACGAUUUUCUUAUUUUUCUAUUUAUUUUAUACAUAUCCUGAGUUACUGUUGUUUCUAUUUCAACUCUGAAAUUAUAAAGAAAACUUUGGAACAUAUGCAGUUUGACUGGAAAUUAUUUAAGAACAGUGAGGCAAUAAAUGUAUUUGAGGAAUAUCUCUUCGAAGCUUAUAUUGUCUUAUUUUCAGCGUUUAUUUUCGUUCUUCUGACUGCAAUCUCAUUUGUAACUCUUGAAUGUAGAUCUAUGAUUCUUGAUGUUAUCAUACCAGUUAAUGAAUCCCGACCACGUAAAAUUGAAAUGGAUUUUGAACUUUUCGUCGAUCAAGAGCAGUAUUUUGUUUUGUAUUUAGUGCAGGAAAUAGUAGGAAUGGGAAUCGGUGCUUGGUCGCUGCUUACUACUGGAACGUUCCUAACUACAGUGAUGAAACACUUUUGUGCAACAUAUAAAAUUGCUAGUUAUUUAAUACGAAAUGCGGUGACCGUCCGUACGUUACACCUUCCUAUUGCUCAAAGAAUACAAUUUAUGUUUCGGUGCAUUUGUCUUUCAGUUCAGAUUCAUAGAAGAACCUUGAUGCUCUGCAAUAGCAUGAUAAUUUCCUUUAAUUUGUGGCUUUCUCCGAUAUGUGGACUUUGUGUUCUGGUUUUAAGUUGCGUUUUGUUUCGCAUAUACAAUGCUAUAAUGCAGUUCAGUGACUUCUAUGAUAUUCUUCUGUGCUAUAUGAUUUUGUUUUGUUGUAUCAUGUAUAUGCUCUUAGCAAGUUUUCUUGCAGAAUCUUAUACCGAACACAGUAUAGGACUAUUAGAAUCUACAUAUAAUACUUUUUGGUAUGUAGCGCCGUUACCGAUACAAAAAUUGUUCUUAAUUAUGCAAAAGUCUAUAAGAAGUCAUAAAAUAGUGGUGGGUGGUAUUUGUGUUGCGUCCAUAGAAGGAUUUAUGACGUUUAUGACUACGGCUGUAUCAUAUUUUACUGUUCUGCACGCCAUAAUGUCAUGAUUAUGAAGUGACGACAAAAUAGCGAAGAAGAUUGGUGAGAGCAACGCUUGUUUACAUAAAAAUAAUUGUUCUUACAAAAAUAAGUAAUGCAAGAUUAAUAAGAAUAUAGCUAUCUAUGUUAUAUGAUGUACAACAUAAAUAUGUGCAAUUCGUACAUAUCGACUAUAUAUUGGCUAUUUUGGACAAGAUAUUAUUUCAUUAAAUUUGGUUAAUUAGAUUUUAUAUUAAGUUAUAUCUGUUUGUUGCUUUUGGGGAACGGAAUAUUAUUUGGUAAUUAAUAUAUUAUAUUUUAUAAAGUAUUUAUUAUUAAAUAAGUUGUAACAUAUAUUCGUAUCGUUUUUUGUGUAUGUUUUCAAUAACGAUGUAUGUGGCUGUCUGUAUUAUUGCGAAUUCUACAUUUUAGUCUAGAAUCAUGUGUUCUCUCUCUAUUGUUUACUUUUACAUUUACUUUGUACUCUAUGGUCAUUUCUCCUAAUAUGUGAGUUAAGUUGGUCAAAGUCCUUCCGUUUCUAAAAAAAUUUUGUGGAGAUUAUAUAUAUAUAUAUGUUUUGUUCUAAAAAAUGAUAUAUGAAAAAAUAUUAAAAUAAUACUAACUUUUUUAAAGAUUUUUUUAUUGGAAAACGUGUACAUUUUCGUCAAUUAAAAAAACGUUAGCCAUCCCGGAUUUAUAUUACGUUAAACUAUUCACAAAGAUAUUAUACAUCGUAGAUAUUAUUUAUUAUUUUAUGGUGAAGCGUAUUUUUCAAUAUACGAUAUGUCUGUGCAAUGAUACAUGCUACAACCGGAUCUUUUUUUCGCCCAAACCUAAGUUACGGAUUUAAUUUGUUAAUUUGUCAAUUAUUAUUUCAUUCCAGUAUAGGCAUUUGCUAUUGAAAUAUAUUUUUCUUUGACAUAAUUAAUACAUUACAGGCUGAAAAUUAGUAGUUUGCAAUUUAUUGUAAGAUCCUAUUAGAUGUAAUGUUCUUAAACAAUAUUUGCGCAUGGAAUCUAAGUUAUUGAUAAAAUGAUAAAUAAACGUCAUCAAGCCUAUAAAUUAUUAGACUUAUGAUGUAAUUAACAUUAAAAUUAAAAAAAAAUAAGCAAAGAUAUGUUAAAAUGCAUUAUGUUUAUCAUGCAUGCACUUAUAUUAAGUUACGUUACAAUAUAUAUGAAACUACCUUUUUGGUGUUAUGUUGUACUUAAUUCGACAUGUAUGUAUAUCUCAAUACACCGUUAAUAUGUAUUAUAAAAGUAAAUAUGUAUUAUAAAACUCAACCACUCAUUUAAACAAGAAGCAGAUGAAUGAAAGAUAAAUAAUGACAAGAAAAAUAUCAAAGAUAUGCACGUGCACAUGUCGCAUUGUUUCACAUUCGAAGUGUACACUUCGAUGGCUCAAGAUCGACUGACGUAUCAAAGGAUACGAUUGCCCAUUACGCUUGCGCUUAGAUACAUUGAAGAAUAAAACAUCUCUUUUUCUUAUAUUGUCUCUCUUUUUUACGUCUAGCAAUUUAGUUAUUAGGUACGUGAAAUAUCUUAUUUAUAAGGUACAUCGAUACUUUCACAUUGUUUGGUACAUUUACAGCACGAUACAUAUAUUUUUCAUCCUAUACUAAAGAAAAAUUACUAAACUUUCAAUUUACAUCAUUUUCGUCUAAACAUCAGAUAUUAUAGAAGAUAUUAUUGUAGAAGAUAUAAUAAAACUUUGAUAAGAAAGAGGUGAUAUUGAAUCUCCUAGUUGGAAGCUCAAUCAUUCAGUUUUUCAUUGACAAAGCUGCUUCCUCCGUCACUCUAAACAUGGUAGUUGCAGGCGCACGUUGUUUAAAGCUUCAUCGAAUUCUGCUUAUGACUGAGGGAAUAUGGCCAUAUCAGAAACCAUUUAUUUGGCAAAUACAAACAGUUUUCUUUUUCGGUGCAUACUGCUGCAUGUUAUUUUCUCAGGUAUUACUGCGAUCUAUUCCUUAAACGCAUUAUGUUUAUAUGUAUAUGCUUUAUAUUAAAUAUAUGUUUCAUAUUUUAUUAUCAUCGUUAAAAUUCUACCUUUAUAUUCUUUGUAGUUUACGCCGUUCUUAACAACGACUUGUAACAUGGAUUGUAUCCUAAAAAGACUUUCGUAUAUUUGUAUGACUUUCGUUUUUAUGUUGAAUUACUACUCAUUCUACUUCAAUUCUGAAACUGUGAGUAUUUGAGAUUCAUUUUUUGUGCAUUUUAUGAAAUUUUCAAACAUUCUGCUUCUCGAAUACUACAGAUUGUGGCAAUUAAAAACAGGUAAAACGAAUGGUUGAACAUAUACAGUUUGACUGGAAAACGUUUAAAAAUUGUGACGCAAUGAAAAUAUUUGAAGAAUAUCUCUCAGAAUCUUAUAUUUUUACAUUACCUCUGUGCAGUAAGCGGAUCAGACAUGGAAUUACAAGAUUUUAUCAUUUUAAUUCAACUGCUACUUAAUUUAUGUGUUUUUCUAGUUUUGUUUUUAAUAGGAGCAUCAUUCAUUACGAUUAUGGAAAGUAAACCUAUCAUCCUUGAUGUUAUUGCACCAAUGAAUGAAUCUCGACCACGAAAACUUGAAGUAGAUAUUGAAUUGUUCGUCUUCAAUGAAGAACAAUAUUUUUUCUUUUUAUUAGUGCUGGAGGGAGUAGGAGCAGGAAUCGGUCUUUGGUCGCUCCUUACGAUUCUAACGUUCAUAACAACAGUAACGAAACAUUCAUGUGCAACAUAAAAUUGUUAGGUUAACAGGCGCACCAUUUUUCUUAAUAAUAGCGUUUAUCAACUUUUAAUAUUAUCUAAAUUGUUUGCAGUUCUUUAAUCCAAAAUACAGUAACUGUCCAUACGCUACAACUUCCUGUUGCUCAAAGAAUACAAUACAUGCACCGGAAUAUUUGUCUUUCAAUUUACAUUCAUAGAAGAACAUUGGAGUUAGUUUCCAAAAAAUGUUAAUAUGUUUUCUAUUGAUUGUGUGUAUUAAUCGUUAAUAUUCACUCUAGCGUGAAUAAUUAUAGCCAAUAGUUUACAGCUUUGACAGUAAUGAGAUAUAAAUUUACUAAAUAGACAUUUUUUGGGGUUAA